AUGACAACCGGUUACGGUGACUAUGAUAUUGUUUUGUUUGUCCAGCUACGGGAGACUAUUGCUGUUCCUGCUGUUGAUGAUGAUGAUGAUGAAGAUGAUGUUGCUGCAAAUGCUGCCGACUUUGAAUUUGGUAUGGAUAGAUGGAUGGGUAGCUGGAUAAAUAGUGAGGUGGAUGGAUGGAUAGGGUUAUGGAAAUAUGUGGGGAUGAUUGUAGAUAUCAGUGUAUUCUAUGUUUAUGGUGGAGAAGGCAAAGAAAGGGUGAAAGAAUUAGUAAGAAUAUUUCGGCAUAAAUUUUUGGUUGGUUUUGAUAGGAUGGGGUUGAAAAACGGUUCUUCACUAAAGGUAAAGGAGUAG
Enterobius vermicularis (human pinworm) is the source of this 354-nucleotide messenger RNA. The record is from the annotation of a GenBank genome assembly. NCBI's taxonomy places the organism in Eukaryota, Metazoa, Nematoda, Chromadorea, Rhabditida, Oxyuridae.